Messenger RNA from Sinocyclocheilus anshuiensis, 2246 nucleotides. Its product is annotated as acyl-CoA desaturase. The annotation marks the transcript as partial. The record is from RefSeq and is a predicted model, not a curated record. The transcript is spliced from 5 exons. Gene Ontology annotation, biological process: response to fatty acid; unsaturated fatty acid biosynthetic process; monounsaturated fatty acid biosynthetic process. Gene Ontology annotation, molecular function: iron ion binding; stearoyl-CoA 9-desaturase activity; palmitoyl-CoA 9-desaturase activity. Gene Ontology annotation, cellular component: endoplasmic reticulum membrane. Lineage: Eukaryota; Metazoa; Chordata; Actinopteri; Cypriniformes; Cyprinidae.
AUCAAAUCUCCAAUCUGGCGUCCAGAACCGGAGACCGUGGAGGACGUGUUUGAUCACACAUAUAAAGAGAAAGAAGGGCCCAAACCUCCCUCAGUCAUAGUGUGGAGAAAUGUCAUUCUCAUGAGUUUCCUGCACGUCGGAGCUCUGUAUGGACUCGUCCUGCUUCCAUCUGCAAGUGCUCUCACAUGGAUCUGGUUUUUUGCGUGUUUGUUGUUCAGUGCUCUGGGCAUCACCGCCGGCGCUCACAGACUCUGGAGUCACAGAUCAUAUAAAGCAUCAUUACCUCUCCGGAUCUUUCUCGCCUUCGGAAACUCCAUGGCCUUCCAGAAUGACAUCUACGAAUGGUCUCGAGAUCACCGCGUUCACCACAAAUACUCCGAGACGGACGCCGACCCUCACAACGCUGUGCGAGGCUUUUUCUUCUCUCACAUCGGCUGGCUGCUGGUCCGCAAGCAUCCGGACGUCAUUGAGAAGGGACGCAAGCUGGAGCUCAGCGACCUGAAGGCUGAUAAAGUCGUCAUGUUUCAGAGGAGGUUCUACAAGUCGUCUGUGCUGCUGAUGUGCUUCUCCGUGCCGACGCUCGUGCCGUGGUUGGUGUGGGGCGAGUCUCUGUGGGUGGCGUAUUUCGUCCCUGCUCUCCUCCGAUACGCACUUGUGCUCAACGCCACCUGGCUGGUUAACAGCGCCGCGCACAUGUGGGGAAACCGGCCCUACGACGGCAGCAUCAACCCCCGGGAGAACAGAUUCGUGGCCUUCAGCGCUAUAGGCGAAGGCUUUCAUAACUACCACCACACGUUUCCCUUCGACUACGCCACCAGCGAAUUCGGCUGCAAACUCAACCUGACCACCUGCUUCAUUGACUACAUGUGUUUCCUGGGUCUGGCCCGAGAGCCCAAGCGUGUGUCCAGAGAGGCCGUGCUCGCUCGAGCUCAGCGCACCGGAGACGGCAGCCACCGGAGCGGCUAACGAGCGCCGUCCGUCCUAACCAGCUGCACACCUGAAGACAGAAGGACAAUCGGUCCUUCCAGCGACGCUGUUGAAGCUUGCUGUCAGAUGGCAAAUGUUUUUUUUCCCCCCAGUCUAGCCAGUGAAGCUUUAAUUAAUACAGGGAUCCGGCCUGUUUGUGUAGCGCUUAUUCAGAUUUUCUUUCCGGCUUCCUCUUCUCGACCGCAGCUGUAGAUGUUUUUGAGCCCGGUCUGAGCUCAUGUAGCUGACAUGCCAGUUUGCUCAAUGCAGGAGCUAAUCACGGUGCCCAGCAACCCUGUUACCCUUCCCAAAUCUAGCUGUGCAUUUUGGUAGAAAUCAACUGAGAUGCACAUCUAUUUAAUAUUCUAUAGCUGCAGCUUACUGCAUCUGGACCAGAUACAGACUAGAGUGUUUCAGAAUUUAAUAUUGCCAAUCGGUUUUGUUGCCAUAGUUGCACAAAUUGUUCAUUUGGAGAAAUGCUUGAAUAGUUUGAAUCUGCAUUAAUGAUUCGUGAUUAUACUUUUGACCACAGCACACAUACGACAUAUAAGUCUUUUUUGGACUACUGCAGAUUGAGAUCGGUUUGACGUCUAAACACACUUUGUAACGUUGACUUGUAUUUAAUAAUUGUGAGAUAAUCACUGAAGAAUCCAGAAGGCGUACUGGUUUUGUAUAAUUAAUUGUGCAACACCAUGCUUAUCUUUCAAGUCCUGCUUUUUCAUCUGUUAGUGCAAGCAUGCUGUAUUAAUACAGAACUCUUUUCUAUCGCAAAAUAAUACAGAUGGAUGUAUCUGUGGAUUUACAGUAAUUCUAAUAGUUAAUUAUGAUGCCAGAAAGCAUUGCAUUGCAUGCGAUCUGAAUGGUGCAAGCUGGUUUUUGCUCUAGUUCACCUGUAUGUUUAAUGAAACAUAAUGUAUUUUCAGAGAUUUUUCGGUGCUAUUUUUCCAUUUUUGGAUUUCAUUUGACAAGUUGCUUGUAAUUAAUUUGUUUGGUAACUUUUAAAACCAUUUGGAUUGUAGUUCUUUGAAGACUUUAUACUGUAUUUUGACUCCCGUUCCUCUCACACAGGACAGAUCGCCUUAUUUUUACUCUUGACACUUGAUUCAAUGCCAAAAAGCGGUUGUGGUAUUUCUCACGCUGUUUGGAAGAAGCCUUCGGCUCUUACAACUAACAUGAUGUUCCUGUUUGCGAUAACAGCCUGUAAUAAUCAAUAGACUCUUGUUUCAUAAUCAUUUACUGGAAAUAAAGUCUGAAGCAACAAGCUUCUACACUUUCUGACA